AUGGAGACCAAGUCUAGCUCAAAGCACACUGAACCAAAACAACGCCGAAAAGUAGUCUUUGUAGAUCCAGAUGACUCGGAAGUUCCAUACUGGUGGCCUGCCUUGGUAGUCCCACGCAAAGAAAUAGAUGCCUUUAAAGAAAAAGUAGAUUACUUUACAAAAUAUCCUGGUGAGAGGGAAAAGCUGGUAUGUUAUUUUGAAGACGGUUCAUAUUCUAUAGUACCAGAGGAAGCUCUCCUCCCCUUUGACACUUCGAUUCCGCCGUUUACAACGUACGUUCAAGGACCGAAUUCAGAUUUAUUUCUGAGAGAUAAGGCGGUUAUGGAUGCGAUAGCGUACUUUGAUAAUGGUGUUGUUCCGCAAGUCUUUAAAUGGCUUAGAGCUGCCGACGAAGCAGAACACUCUGGAAAUGGUAAUGGUACCAACGAGGACCACAACAAUGAGAGAAUCAGUACAGGAGCGAAGAAACGGAAAGAGAGCAGUGCUGGAUUAUCCAAGAAAGACAAGGAUGGAUUUGGGAAUGGGAAAACACACGGAUCGUCGAACGUUAGUUUGAAUAUUGAUGGCAAUGUAGGAAGCGUCGGAUCUGACAUUUCCAAUAAGAGGGAGGGAGGGCUUAAUAGGAGAGAAAGCUUUAGUGGUAAUACAAAGAAUGGCGCAUCCGGAUUAAACAAGAAGCCCGCUCAAUCGUCUACUUCCGCGUCACGCUUAUCGAAACCGAGACCCAAAGCCAACCAUUCAACCACACCCAGACAACUGCCGUACUUGAACUCUUCGUCAAAUAUUGCUUCAGCCACGUUGAAAUCGCCCCCGUUUCCUCCACAACUUAAUAACGGGACGCAUUUUCAUUCUCUACCGUCACCCGGUUCUAUAUUUUUUCCAAACAGUCCCCGGUCAGAUCGCAUGAUAUCAGGACGAGGAUUCGGUACAUGCGAACAGUGUGGCAGAACUUCGGAUGGGGAAAUAAGACAGCAGUGUGGUGCUUGCACAGAUUUCUUCGAAUGGGUUAUGUCUGCUGCUGCUGGUGAGAUGACUGUCAACGAAUGCUUUGCUGAAUAUGUGGAGAGAAAGAGAAGACCGGUAGAGCUUGUUGGGGAGUCGGUGUUGAGCGAGGUUUUGCCAACUGGGAAGCGUCGAAGAUGGCUUGAAAGAUGUGGUUUGUGA
Messenger RNA from Paraglomus occultum, 1164 nucleotides. The record is from the annotation of a GenBank genome assembly. NCBI's taxonomy places the organism in Eukaryota, Fungi, Glomeromycota, Glomeromycetes, Paraglomerales, Paraglomeraceae.